Gymnodraco acuticeps is the source of this 3077-nucleotide messenger RNA. RefSeq lists its product as uncharacterized. The record is from RefSeq and is a predicted model, not a curated record. NCBI's taxonomy places the organism in Eukaryota, Metazoa, Chordata, Actinopteri, Perciformes, Bathydraconidae. The transcript is spliced from 5 exons. The coding region runs from base 226 to 1161 and encodes 311 amino acids.
AAGACACAGAGAAGAGGUGAAUGUCCGCUGCACAUCAGAGAGACGCAUCAUUCAGCAACAGGAGACACAUCCGUAAAGUCUUCUCUGUUACACUAAAACGGUGUUAUUAUCAUUUGGUGAUAGCCUAGGAUUUGCCACCGAGGGGAAAUGUGUGUAUUUUAAAGAUGGAAUACGGCUUUAAGAGGAAUUUCACAUGAUCCCAGCAGCAAGUGACCUUUGCACAAAAUGACAUUAUGUCUUUUAGGUAAAAGUUUAAGGAGGUGGAGAAGGGGAUGGUGUCCCUCUGCAAAGAAGAGUCUUUUGUCCAAUCAUGCUCUGAAGCCCUUGGUCCCCACACUUUUCCUGCUGGUCUUGGUUAUAUACGGCCUGGGAGACAAGCUCAGAAACUUUGUGCUUGACAUCUUCGUCCCUCAGUACCAUUACCCCUAUGCAGUGGCUCUCUCCCUCGCCCAGGUUCUGAUCUCUAUCUUAUUCCUUAAACUCCUCCAUGUGCUGGGUCUGGUGCCUCUGAAGCCUUACUCCAGGUCCCUGGGUGAGAGGGUGCUGGUGCCCUCUAUCUGCAGCAGCACCCAUGCUGUGCUCUCCAUGUGGGCCAAAGCAGGCAGCUCCUAUGCCGGCCUCUUCCCCCUCAUGCUGCCUCUGCUCCCCAUGGUAACUAUGGGCUUCAGUUUCUCUCAGAAGCUGUCAUCUUCUCCGUCUAUGGAAAUCUCUGUACUUAUGUCCAUCCUGGGUGGGACUUCUUUCGUCAUCACAGCCUCACAGGGACUGCCAAGUGUGGAUCUGCUGGAGUACAUGUAUGCACCUCUGGAUGUAAUCCUCCACAGUCUGUCUCUGACGUGGCUGGCUAAAGUGUCCGAGGCUGAGCGCCACCACUCCCCCGAUGCCCAAGCCUCCAUUUUUGACAUCUACUACACUCAGCUGGUGAACCAGAGCUGGCUGCUGGGCCUGCUGUGGUUGCUGCACCCAGACAGUCCCUGGCAGGUGUUGACUCACAGCGGCUGGCAAAGCCUGCUCUUCCACGGGUAUCUGCACGCCAUUCUGCUGCUGGGCAUGGCGCUCAACUUCCUGGUCGGUAUGUCGGCUCUGUGUGUGUCCCCUCUUGCUGCUGCACUGCUACACUCAGCGAGGCAGGUGGUGCAGCCGUUCCUCCAGCUGAUGUAGUCCAUUGCCUCUUUUACUGUAUUAAUGGGACGCACAUACAUUGUUAUGUAAUCCACAUUAAUGGCCUCAGUGUCAUUUUACGGGAUACAUCACCACCUUUUUUCCAUACACAGUAGUCCCUGAGAUAAAAUACAGAAGUAUAUUGCAACAAGCUAAUGAUUUACAGUUGGCUCCAAUACAAUUUUGACAUGUUUUUAUUCUUUUAUUACCCAGUCCUUAGUUGUAGGGUCAAGAUUACACCAUUUCAAAAUGAGGUAAAUAAAAGAGUGUUGUUUCUAUUAGAUUACAUAUAUGUUUUACUAACAUGUACUCCAUAUGCCCUCAACACAUGUCUAUUUACUGCACUCGAUGCUCAUUAACUUGGGGGAACUUUGUUUUAAAAUAUUUGCCAGGAUGAGACAAUGUCUGAAGCAACUGAGGCAAAGUGAGCACGUGUAGAGGACAGGAAGCAGUACAAACAAAACACAUGAAUUCCAAACAAUAUUAAAAAAAAGACCUCCCUGUUCCAGUUAGGUAAAGAAGAACUUCUUGAAAGCAAUGAAAAGUCAUUAUCAGCAGUAUAGGUCGCAUUCACACCAGCCUUGUAUAGUCCAGUUGAAUCGAACCCUGGUGCGUUUAGCCGCUUGGUGCGGUUCGUUUGAGUUGGUGUGAACGCAGUCCGAGACCUCUGAAGUGAACUAAACAACCGGACUCUGGUGCACCUACAUAGGAAGUGUAGUAUUUACGCGUCACAAGAAGGUGGAUGUCUUCAAAUUCUUUAGCGAAAGACUCUUUCACACAGUUUUUGCACCAAUACAACAUUAAACAAGCAUAUUUGUUUAAUGUAGUAUUGGUGCAAAAACUGUGUGGAUUCAAAUAUUAUGGCUUUUUAAAAAAAAAGAGAUAAUUGGCUGAUAAACAACAACACCAUGUUCUUGAUAGCGAACACAGACUUUUUGACCAUACUGUAGCCUAUAUGUGAAAUUAUUUAUAAAACAGUAUUUAAGAUGAAAAUAUGUAUUUGCCAUGUUUGUCCUUGAAUGAUUCUGAGAGUUCUUUCAGAUGAUAAGGGCCCACGAUAAGGAACGUGGACACAGACCGUAGAAUAUGCUAUAUUGAGUUUACUUAACAGUGUUAAACAUUGUUUAACUCAGAUCCUUAGCUGAAAUAAUUUUUAACCAGAGGUUUGUUUGAAGAAGUUGCCCUUGAAUGAAUCUGACUGCUAAGGUCAGUCAGAUGAAAAGGGAUCGUGAUAACAAGUCUAGUUUACUCUUUAACUUAUUACCAGAAGCUAAAUAAGGACUUUGUUGAGACUCCAGAGAGAAUCUGUAUACAUUUAAUAAACUCAGACUUUAUUUCCAAAAAUAUUUAUUCUUAUUUUUAACAACCAAAUGUAAGUGCUUAAAAAACACCAACGAUACACACAUUCCAACAUUACACAGAGCAGCAUGUAUAAUACAUCCUGUGUAAACAUGAAAACGUUUCAUUUAUUCAAAUCACAAUUAUUUUGUAACUAAAUACUAGAUGCAUUUCUUUUGACACAGCCUUAUGGCAUGUUCCAAUCAUACAUGAUCGAUGGUGGCAUACUAUACAAAAUGUGUAUGCAUAUUUAUAGCAUGACUUGCACACCAAUAUGGACCAAACCAAAAUAACAAUAUUGUAUUAGCCUGACCAAAAUUGCAUUAUGCGAAUUUUCUGUCUAUGUCUGUUUUUUAUUUAUGUAUUGUGCACAUGUAUGAUAUUUGUGUACAUUUUAUACCAACUGUAAGCUACAAACAAUCCAAUCGUUUUUGUUAAUGUUUCAUAAUAAAAGGAAAUUAACCCAACCCAUUUAUGAUUUCUAAAGUAUACAGUUUCACAGUGUACACAAUCAUUUCAGUGAGAAAUACCAAAUGUAAACAGAAGUGUGUUGUUUACAAUAAAAGCUUUACAGGACA